UCGCUUGUCCGCAGUCCAGGAGAGAUGAGCGAGGAGGGAUCGACACUCUUCACUAAAUUCUCCAGAGUUUGUUGUUAACAUGUUCAAACCUCCCCUCGGGGCGUCCACCGUCAUCUCGAUGGACCAAAACAUCUUUCGUUGAAGUUUCGUGCCUGAUUAAAGUAGUCUCGGUGGACAUUGGUGUUUCUCGGCCUAGUUUAGCUUUGUGUGAACAAUGUGCUCAAGGACAUCAGAAUACGAGGAGGAACUUUGUGGAGAAAAAGAGGACCACAAGGGACAACGUCAACCGCUGGACGCCAUUGGCAGGAUGCAGCCAAGAGUUCUUCACAGAUUAGACAUCAGCAAAGAUGUUUGUCCUGAGCGGCUGGGUGCUGAGCCUUCUCACAUUAAAGAGGAAGAGGAGAAAAAAGAGGUAUCCUACUUGAAAGAGCAACAGGAGCAGCAGGCCCAUUAUAUUAAAGAGGAGGAGCUCGAGUACCCUUGCACAAAAGCGGAGGUGGAGGAGCCUAGAGACAUCAGCAAAGAUGUUUGUCCUGAGCGGCUGGAUGCAGACUCUUCUCACAUUAAAGAGAAGGAGGAGAAAAAAGAGAUCUCCCACUUAAAAGAGGAGGUGGAGCAGCAGGCCCAAUAUAUUAAAGAGCAGGAGCUACAGAACCGUUGCACGAAAGUGGAGGUGGAUGAUCCCCCUGACAUCAAAGAAGAGGACGAUGAGGAGGUUAUCUGCAAGGUGCCAUUUACUGGUGUCCUUCAGAAGACUAUAAAUAAGGCAGACAGAGAGGCUCCAAGCACCACCUCAUGUCAACACAUGACAACAAAAGGUGUUGGAAACCACCAGGAAGAAUCAAAAGUAAAUGGCAUCUUAGCUCCACGAUCAGAAAGUGACAACACGUCAUUAAAUGCAGAUGAGGAUGAGGAGGAUGAAGAUGACUCUGAAGGUGAUCUGACAUGUAACGCAGAUGACAAACCCUGGAAAUGUUCUCACUGUGGGAAAAUGUAUGCUUAUAAAAGUGCUUUGGAAUUCCACAUCAGAACACAUACUGGUGCAAAACCGUUCACCUGUUCAAACUGUGGCCAGAAAUUCUCUUGUAAGGCAAGCUUAGAAAGUCACAAAAGAACCCACACUGGUGAGAAACCUUUUGCUUGCACAGUUUGUGGGCAAAGAUUUUCUGAGAAAAGACACUUAACAAACCACGUAAGAACCCACACUGGUGAGAAACCUUUUGCCUGCGCAGUUUGUGGCCAAAGAUUUACUAAGAAGGCAAGCUUUAAAAUACACACAAGAAUACACACUGGUGAGAAACCUUUUGCCUGCGCAGUUUGUGGCCAAACAUUCUCUCAAAAGGGAAACUUAAAAAAACACACAAGAACCCACACUGGUGAGAAACGUUUUGCUUGCACAGUUUGUGGGCAAAGAUUUUCUGAGAAGAGAGACUUAACAAACCACAUAAGAACCCACACUGGUGAGAAACCUUUUGCCUGCGCAGUUUGUGGCCAAACAUUCUCUCAGAAGGGAAACUUAAAAAAACACACAAGAACCCACACUGGUGAGAAACCUUUUGGCUGCGCAGUUUGUGGCCAAAAAUUCUCUUGUAAGGGAUACUUAAAAAAUCACACAAGAACCCACACUAGUGAGAAACCUUUUGCCUGCGCAGUUUGUGGCCAAAGAUUCUCAUGGAAGCAUCAGAUUAAGAAUCACAAGUGCGAUGAUGAGACAAGCAGUCAUCAUUGAAGUUUUCACUUCUCA
Molecule: messenger RNA, 1744 nt
Organism: Hippocampus zosterae (dwarf seahorse)
Lineage: Eukaryota; Metazoa; Chordata; Actinopteri; Syngnathiformes; Syngnathidae
Product: gastrula zinc finger protein XlCGF57.1-like
Exons: 7
Coding region: 215-1729 (504 amino acids)
Biological process (GO): regulation of transcription by RNA polymerase II
Cellular component (GO): nucleus; transcription regulator complex; PcG protein complex
Molecular function (GO): RNA polymerase II cis-regulatory region sequence-specific DNA binding; DNA-binding transcription factor activity, RNA polymerase II-specific
Source: RefSeq, a predicted model, not a curated record